UUCACUUCCUGCGGUGGCAGUGUUGUGCUGCUGUUGGGUUGGAAACAUGGCAACGGCUGGAGCCGCUGGAGACGACCUGAGGAAGGAGCUCACAUGUGCGAUUUGCCUGGACUUCUUCAAAGACCCUGUCAUUCUGAAAUGCGGACACAAUUUCUGCCGCUUUUGCAUCUGCAUGCACUGGGAUGAAAAUGGCGGAGACUACGGCUAUCAGUGCCCACAAUGCAGAACGGUGUUCAACAAAAGGACGUUCACGAAAAACUAUCUGGUGCAGAACCUGGUGGCCAAACUGGACGACCUGGACUGCCUUGGCUCUUGUGCUACACCCUCUAAACCUGCUAAAACGGAUGGAAAAUGUGAGCAACACGGAGAAGAGCUGAAACUGUACUGCCAGACUGACAAGAGGCCCAUCUGUGUAGUCUGCAGAGAAUCUAGAGCACACAGGCACCAUGAGGUGGCACCAGUGCCAGAAGUUAUAAAUGACAUGAAGAUGGAAUUGAAACUCAGACUAAUGGAGCUCAACUGGCAAAAAUCUCAGUGUGUAAAAGUGAUAACCGCAGAUGAACGCACCAAAAGUGAAGUGAGGUUGAAGAAACAGAGACUGAAGGAAAAGAUUGAGGCAGAUGUUGGUGCCUUAGUCCAGUUUUUACUUGAUGAGAGAGACUCUCUGCUGGAGAGCCUCGAUGCUGAGGAAGUGGCCACCAUGGCCGUCAUAGAUGACAACUUGAAGACUGUGGAGGUGGAAGCAGCAGCUGUAGACAAAGCUAUAGCUGAUAUCCAUACCCAUAUCACUGGAAAAACUAGUUUUGAGAGCCUUGCUGAAACAUUCAAUGAAGCUAUACACUGCAAACCUUUCACAUCUUUUGAGCCAGUUAAUUGUCAGACUGAGUUCACAGACUUCUCAGGGCCCUUCCAGCUUAUCAUGUGGAAGAAAAUGAUGCAUGUUUUGCAUACCAUGCCCCAGAACCUCACCCUGGAUCCAGACACAGCUCACCUAAACUUACUCAUCUCAGACUUUGACACGAAAGUGGAGGAGGGCCGUGUCCGCAACCAGGAACCAGACCUGCCGGCUCGUUUCACACGCUUCUGUGGUGUCCUUGCCACUGCUCAGUAUGCUAGUGGCCAGCACUACUGGGAGGUGGACGUGAAGGACAAAGGCGUAUGGUACCUGGGAGUCACCACCGAGUGCAGCAACAGGAAGGGCUUUGUCAGCCUCACCCCUUCUGCAGGGUACUGGAGCCUGUGUCUGCAGGACCGGCUGUACGCCAACGGGGAGGACGGGCGCAUUCCGGUCGCUGAUUACUGGAACUCACCCCGGGUUGGUGUGUAUCUUGACUACGACAACGGCCGACUUAGUUUCUAUGAUGCGGUCACAAUGAAAAGACUGUACAUGUUUGACACCUGCUUUGAGGAGCCGGUCUACCCUUUCUUUAGCCCAGGGAAAAAUGAUCCAGGCAGCAGGCUGCAGAUAUGCCACUAUUACUAAGAGAUUCAAUGAGCUUAUAAAAAAGAGCUGAGGGUUACGCACCUGUUUAUCAGUGGGCAGUUUUAUAUCACAUGCAUGAGGCUGGAGUGACAGGGUUGUAUUGACCCUUAGAGCCAUGGCAUUUAACUGGUUUGAAAAGAAAAAGGUUUCAUAAGAAUUACCAGGUGUUUAAACUCACUGUCAAUGAAGAGUUUAGUUUCUCUCAUUUUGGAGCUUGGAAAUGUUACAUUUGGUAUUUGUCUACGCAGACACACACACUGUAGGCUCAUGUCCCGUGAUGACUGUGGCUGGACGUUGGAAAGGUGCUUUGCUGCUGUCUAUCACUGUGGCUGCUGGAUGCAGAUGCUCUUGUUGGAGCAUUAUACAGCUUCUGUCCCAUUAGCAAUGCCAAACAUAUAUGAACUGAUUGGCCAAGUUUAUUCGGGCAGUACCAGUGUAGUUGCCUUGUCAGUAGGAACAUAAGGGGCAUAGUUAUCACAUUGAUAGUUGCUGAAGGCCAAGAUUUUCCCAUGUGAAUCCUAGACUGAACAGCCCACCAGUGCUGACACUUAUCUGAACUGUUUCUCAGAUUUCCCUGCAUUUCAUUUGAGCUCUGUAUUUAGCCUUUCAGUAACCAGUCUUUCAGAUUGUAUCUCUACAGGUUACUUUAUUUUUAAUAAGCUUUGUGUAACAUGUUUUGCUUUGUAUGAUGAGCAUUUUUUGACUGUUUUUCUCAGUCAAUUUUUGCUGCUUCUUUGUGGGCGGUGAUACUGAAGGCGCAGUCCUGCCAGUGUGUUUUGUUGGAUAUGUGGAGUGUCUUAUAUCUUAUUAGUCUGCCAUGUAACUGUAAGCAUACCCCUGGAGCUGCAAAUGAGCAGGUAGAAGGCACAGCCAAUGGCUUUUAGGUAUGCAACAUAAAAUUAGAUUGCUGUAUAGACAGUCCUGUCCAGCGAUGUCAUCACUUAUCAGGUUCAGUCCUCAGUGUUUGAACCUGUGAACGUUUUACUUAAGCCAUUCCAUUAACAGCUUGAAUUCAUUGCCAAUCAUCUCAUUGACUUGAUUUGAACAUUGUCUUCAAGGUUUAAUCAUUUUGCUCAGCAUUUUCUGAUUUGAUUAUUUUAUAUUAUCCAGCUUUUAACUCAUUUAACACUGACAUUUAACAUGUUAAUUCUUAAUAGGGCUCACCCAACUUAUGUGAAUGUGUUCCCCCUUUUUUGUACAUGAAAUGCUUUAAUUUGAAUUAUAUAUGAACAUGGUUAUUGACUUAUUUUUCUUAUUUUUAAAUCUGAAAUUUUAACUCAAAUAUAUUUACUAGCAUUUUGUGUUUCUCUCUGUGAAGGCGUCAUUCUACAGAUGCAUAGGUUGCCAACAUUGGUUGCAUCAAAUAGAUAUGUAUUUUUUUGCAAGUGGAUUACAAAACUUAACUUCACUGAUGAGCUCAUCAGAUUCCUUAACCGUUUUCAAUCUGCCAAUCUGAAGGUAAAUUUGUCUUUUUUUUUCAUUGAUAUAUAACUGAUUUGAAGUCUGUUUUCACACAUAUAUUGCCCCUUGUAUUUAGCGUUGCUAUUUUGAGACCAUUUUUGUGACAGUGGUAUCUUAAAAUUGAAAUUGUCACUACUUCACCUGAUGUGUUUUGUGUCUCAGAAUAUAUUAAAAGAGGGGAAAAAAAGAUUGUGUUUUUCUUAAAAUCUGUAUCAGACCUCCACUUCCCACUGCUCUACAUGUCUAAUUCAUCUUUUAAAGCCAAAGAAGGUACGUUAAGAGUUUAGUUUUAUUCUGUGGCUCUCAGGAUUAGAGAAAUUUCUGGAGGAAGUGUUCU
Molecule: messenger RNA, 3281 nt
Organism: Sphaeramia orbicularis (orbiculate cardinalfish)
Lineage: Eukaryota; Metazoa; Chordata; Actinopteri; Kurtiformes; Apogonidae
Gene: trim47
Product: tripartite motif containing 47
Exons: 8
Coding region: 47-1483 (478 amino acids)
Molecular function (GO): zinc ion binding; protein binding
Source: RefSeq, a predicted model, not a curated record